GAUUUUGGGUUUGGGUGUCUGCAAAUAUUUUCAUUUUCAUUCUCGACUCGGAAGGACUCUCCCAGACAAGGUGAAGAAGAAGAAGAAAACGACCAAGCCUCAGCAAUGAGCGGCCACGAUUCCAAGUACUUCUCCACCACCAAGAAGGGAGAAAUCCCUGAGCUCAAAGAGGAGCUCAAUUCCCAGUACAAGGAUAAGAGAAAAGAUGCCGUCAAGAAGGUGAUUGCUGCUAUGACAGUUGGGAAGGAUGUUUCAUCACUAUUCACGGAUGUAGUGAAUUGUAUGCAAACUGAAAAUUUGGAGCUGAAGAAGCUUGUUUAUCUGUAUCUCAUAAAUUAUGCAAAAAGUCAGCCUGACUUGGCAAUACUUGCAGUGAAUACAUUUGUUAAGGAUUCACAGGACCCAAAUCCUUUAAUUCGUGCUUUGGCUGUUCGCACAAUGGGGUGCAUUCGUGUUGACAAAAUUACAGAAUAUCUUUGUGAUCCCCUUCAAAGGUGUCUUAAGGAUGAUGAUCCUUAUGUUCGCAAGACAGCAGCCAUAUGUGUUGCCAAACUUUAUGACAUAAAUGCUGAGUUGGUUGAGGAUAGAGGUUUUCUCGAUUCUCUGAAGGAUUUGAUAUCUGACAACAAUCCAAUGGUUGUAGCAAAUGCUGUGGCUGCUCUUGCUGAAAUUCAAGAGAAUAGUAAUAGACCAAUUUUUGAGAUCACUAGUCACACUCUAUCAAAGCUGCUUACUGCUUUAAAUGAAUGCACAGAGUGGGGUCAAGUUUUUAUAUUGGAUUCUCUUUCUAAAUAUAAGGCAGCAGAUGCCCGUGAAGCUGAGAACAUAGUAGAGCGAGUUACACCUAGACUACAACAUGCUAACUGUGCAGUUGUACUUUCUGCUGUGAAGAUGAUACUGCAACAAAUGGAACUUAUAACUAGUACUGAUGUGGUUCGAAAUCUUUGCAAGAAGAUGGCUCCUCCACUUGUGACAUUACUUUCUGCUGAACCUGAAAUACAAUAUGUUGCAUUGCGGAACAUCAACCUUAUAGUACAAAGACGGCCUACAAUCCUUGCCCAUGAAAUUAAGGUGUUCUUCUGCAAGUACAAUGAUCCAAUUUAUGUGAAGAUGGAAAAAUUAGAAAUCAUGAUAAAGCUUGCAUCUGACCGAAAUAUAGAUCAGGUUCUAUUGGAGUUUAAAGAGUACGCUACUGAAGUUGAUGUAGAUUUUGUUAGAAAGGCAGUUCGUGCUAUUGGCCGUUGUGCCAUCAAAUUAGAAAGAGCAGCUGAACGGUGCAUUAGUGUUCUACUUGAAUUGAUUAAGAUUAAAGUAAACUAUGUGGUUCAAGAGGCUAUUAUUGUCAUCAAAGACAUCUUUAGAAGAUAUCCAAAUACCUACGAAUCCAUCAUUGCAACACUAUGUGAGAGUCUGGACACCUUAGAUGAACCUGAAGCUAAGGCAUCAAUGAUUUGGAUAAUUGGUGAAUACGCUGAAAGAAUUGAUAACGCUGAUGAGCUGCUUGAGAGCUUUUUGGAGAGUUUCCCUGAAGAGCCUGCACAAGUACAGUUGCAAUUGCUGACUGCAACUGUCAAACUUUUUCUCAAGAAGCCAACUGAAGGUCCUCAGCAGAUGAUACAGGUUGUCUUGAAUAAUGCAACUGUGGAGACAGAUAACCCUGAUUUGCGGGAUCGUGCAUACAUUUAUUGGCGUCUCUUAUCAACUGACCCUGAGGCUGCGAAGGAUGUUGUGUUAGCAGAGAAGCCAGUGAUUACUGAUGAUUCAAACCAGCUUGAACCAACUCUUCUGGAUGAACUUCUUGCCAACAUUGCUACAUUGUCUUCUGUGUAUCAUAAGCCACCAGAAGCAUUUGUAACACGCGUGAAAACCACAACCCCGAGAACCGAAGAUGAUGAAUAUGCUGAAGGAAGUGAAGCAGGAUAUUCUGAAUCUCCUGCUCACGUUACUGACAGUGCUGCUGCUGCAUCUCCACCAACUAGCUCUGGAAAUGUUCCAUAUGCUACUGCCAGACAAUCAAGUCCUGUACCAGCUGCACAAACUCAGCCAACACCUGCUGCCCCAGUACCAGAUUUACUUGGUGAUCUGAUUGGCCUAGAUAAUAGUGCCAUUGUCCCUUCUGAUGAGCCUGCUGCUCCUGCUGGCCCUCCAUUGCCUGUUGUACUGCCUGCAUCAACGGGUCAAGGUUUGCAGAUCAGUGCUCAACUGACACGAAGGGAUGGUCAAAUAUUUUACAGUUUAUUGUUUGAGAACAACACACAGACUCCUCUUGAUGGUUUCAUGAUUCAGUUCAACAAAAAUACAUUUGGUCUUGCUGCUGCUGGACCCUUGCAGGUUCCCCAAUUGCAACCUGGGUCAUCUGUAAGGACUCUUCUGCCAAUGGUUGUGUUCCAAAAUAUGUCGCAAGGUCCUCCCAGCUCACUUCUGCAGGUUGCUGUGAAAAACAGUCAACAACCUGUGUGGUAUUUCAAUGAUAAAAUCGAAUUGCAUGUGUUCUUCACCGAGGAAGGGAGAAUGGAGCGAGCAAACUUUCUCGAGACAUGGAGAUCCCUUCCGGACUCAAAUGAGGUCUCAAGGGACUUCCCUAACGCUGUGAUUAGCUCGGUCGAAGCAACUCUAGACCAGCUGGCUGCGUCGAACAUGUUCUUUAUUGCGAAACGCAAGCAUGCAAACCAGGAUGUUUUCUACUUCUCUGCUAAACUCCCUCAAGGAUCACCUUUCUUGAUCGAACUCACCACAGUCGUCGGUAACCCCGGUGUGAAGUCUGCAAUCAAGACUCCAAACCCUGAAAUGGCACCACUUUUCUUUGAAUCCAUUGAGGCUCUUCUUAGGGUUUGAUUUUGUAUAUUUUUGUUCUCCAAUUUUUCUUAUAGUUACUAUUGUAAAAUCUGUCCCCGGUUAUUGAAGUUUUGGUUGUUCCUCUCUGUGUUUUUAUGUUAUUCUUUGUACCUUACCUGUUGUUUUGCCACUUCUACUCUAAACAUUUAAACUGAGCCUAAUAUGAUUCGAUUGCUUGGUCAUAUUUGUAUGCCAAAUUUUAUGUCA
This is a messenger RNA of Humulus lupulus (European hop), 3042 nucleotides long. Its product is annotated as beta-adaptin-like protein B. Gene Ontology annotation, molecular function: clathrin binding. Gene Ontology annotation, biological process: intracellular protein transport; vesicle-mediated transport. The transcript is spliced from 15 exons. Gene Ontology annotation, cellular component: clathrin adaptor complex; membrane coat. The record is from RefSeq and is a predicted model, not a curated record. Bases 106 to 2835 code for a protein of 909 amino acids. Lineage: Eukaryota; Viridiplantae; Streptophyta; Magnoliopsida; Rosales; Cannabaceae.